Andrographis paniculata is the source of this 1156-nucleotide messenger RNA. Its product is annotated as protein TIC 20-I, chloroplastic. NCBI's taxonomy places the organism in Eukaryota, Viridiplantae, Streptophyta, Magnoliopsida, Lamiales, Acanthaceae. The transcript is spliced from 3 exons. The record is from RefSeq and is a predicted model, not a curated record. The coding region runs from base 144 to 971 and encodes 275 amino acids.
AAAUUUAAAUAUAAUUAAUUUUGAAACAUUGAGAUUUUGUUCCUGGUAGUAGUUAGUAUAGCUUUGUUCUUCUCACGCUGUGAACGCUAUCGGGAACUGAAACGAGUUCUUGGUGGAGAGGAAUUUGAACUUGGAGCUGGAGUAUGAUUCUAAAUGGCUUCUCUUUGAAUUCUGGGGCCGUUCAUUUACCCUCUCGUCACAGAAAGACAUGUAGCUAUCGCUCUCAAAGCGCCACACUUUCCCGACAACCCCCAUCUUCCAAAAAUGUUAUCUCUUCCUCCUGGAGAAGUUUGUGGGAAUGUCCUUUAGAAGCGAACCUGGGUGGUUCUUCUGGCAUCCGGCACGGCCAUCUUUCUGCUGCAUCGACCCCAUCGUUACUAGGCGAGCUAGGUAGCUUGAAACACACCCUACCCACGUCACCCAAGCGGCGUAAUUUUGUAGGUCCCGUGCGAGCAUCCAAGGAUGUCCCGUACAGCUACAGAUACCCCGCGAUGACAAAAAAGCCAAAAUGGUGGUGGAGGACUUUAGCAUGCCUCCCAUACCUGAUGCCGCUCCAUGAGACAUGGAUGUACGCUGAAACGGCGUACCAUCUCCACCUAUUCUUGGAAGAUUUCGAAUUUCUCACGUACCCCUUCCUCAGAGCAAUUUCAAGAUUACCGAGCUGGUUCCUGAUGGCCUAUUUCUUCGUUGCAUACCUUGGAAUCGUACGGCGCAAAGAAUGGCCGCACUUUUUCAGGUUCCACGUGGUCUCGGGUAUGCUGCUGGAGAUCGCGCUGCAGGUCAUUGGGACUGUCAGCCGUUGGAUGCCGUUGGCUGUGUAUUGGGGUAAGAUUGGUAUGCAUUUUUGGACGGCCGUCGCCUUUGCUUAUUUGUUCACCGUUUUGGAGUGCAUUCGAUGCGCCCUUGCCGGGAUGUACGCCGAUGUACCGUUCGUGUGCGACGCUGCUUACAUUCAAAUUCCGUAUGACUAAGGAUACGAGGUAUGUAGAUUGUCCUAAGUUAUAAUUAUGUGUUUUUUUUUUUUUUUUUUGAAAAUUUGAGCUGUUGAAACCUACAUGUUUUGUUUGAAUAUUUUGGCUAUUUGCUGUUUAGCUUUGUUCGACAUUCUACCUGCAGUUUCUAUAGUGAGAAUUUAUUUCAAGCCAAGUUUUGAUUA